AUGAAUACCUCGGUUCUCGCCCCACUGGGGAAUAUUUCCGGUCAUCUGAAUUUUUCGGAGAUGGACUCGCAGAUCUUGCAGUUUGAGGAUGAAGAUUGCCAUGUGCCUUUGGCCAUGGUCUUCACUUUGGCCUUGGCUUAUGGGACUGUGAUAAUUCUGGGAGUCUCUGGGAAUCUGGCCUUGAUUGUCAUUAUUUUAAAACAAAAGGAGAUGCGCAAUGUCACCAACAUCCUCAUUGUCAACCUGUCGUUUUCUGAUCUCCUAGUGACCAUCAUGUGUCUUCCCUUUACCUUUGUGUACACUUUAAUGGACCACUGGAUUUUUGGGGAGGCCAUGUGCAAGCUGAACCCUUUUGUGCAAUGUGCUUCCAUCACCGUCUCCGUCUUUUCUUUAGUCCUCAUUGCUAUUGAGCGCCAUCAGCUGAUCAUAAAUCCCCGCGGCUGGAGGCCGAACAACAGACAUGCCUACAUGGGGAUUGCUGCCAUUUGGAUUUUAGCCACAGCUUCCUCUUUGCCUUUCCUGAUCUACCACGUGUUAACAGAUGAGCCCUUCAGAAAUGUAACAUUUGAUGAAUAUAAGAACAAAUAUGUGUGCUUGGACCUGUUCCCCUUGGACACUGCCAGGCUUUCUUAUACCACAACGCUUUUGGUGAUUCAGUACUUUGGACCACUUUGUUUUAUAUUUAUUUGCUACCUGAAGAUAUACAUACGGUUGAAAAAAAGGAACAACAUGAUGGACAAGAUGAGAGACAGUAAGUACAGAUCCUCUGAAACCAAAAGGAUCAACAUCAUGCUGAUUUCAAUAGUGGUCGCAUUUGCAGUUUGCUGGCUGCCUCUCACCAUCUUCAAUAUUGUGUUUGAUUGGAAUCAUGAAAUUCUGCCUGUUGCUACCUGCAGCCACAACCUGUUGUUCCUGAUUUGCCACCUCACUGCCAUGAUCUCCACCUGUGUGAAUCCCAUCUUCUAUGGGUUUCUCAAUAAGAACUUCCAAAGGGACCUGCAGUUUUUUUUUCAUUUUUGUCAUUUCCACUCCCGUGAGGAGGAUUAUGAAACUAUAGCCAUGUCUACCAUGCACACAGAUGUUUCAAAAACCUCUUUAAAGCAGGCAAGCCCCAUCACAUUUAAAAAAAUAAAUAGUGAUGACGAUGAAAAAAUAUAA
Messenger RNA from Cinclus cinclus, 1158 nucleotides. It is a transcript of the gene NPY1R, whose product is annotated as neuropeptide Y receptor Y1. Gene Ontology annotation, biological process: G protein-coupled receptor signaling pathway. Gene Ontology annotation, cellular component: plasma membrane; neuron projection. The record is from RefSeq and is a predicted model, not a curated record. Bases 1 to 1158 code for a protein of 385 amino acids. NCBI's taxonomy places the organism in Eukaryota, Metazoa, Chordata, Aves, Passeriformes, Cinclidae. Gene Ontology annotation, molecular function: neuropeptide Y receptor activity; neuropeptide binding. The transcript is spliced from 2 exons.